CACAGAACUCAGCUGUCAGCUGCCAUGAACCUACAGCGCCUCUCCUCUCUGCUGCUCUGUGUCGUUUGCACUGCGGUUUUCACCAUAACUACAGCUGCCGCUCACACAUCUGCACUGGAUCAUGUGACCGUGAUGUCAUCAUCGGGGGAGGGGCUUCAGAGCGCAGUGGGUGAGGAUUUGGAAUCCGAUGACGAUCAGGAUCCAUCGGGGAUGUUCAUUGAUCAGACUGUGUUUAAAGCAACCCAGGCCAGUAAAGGAGACGAGCAGAAUAACAAGCGCGCUGGACGCAAAAAGAACAAAGGAAGAAAAAAGAAUAAAAAUAUCACUCCUGUUCAGCCAAAUCACACGCUGGGUCACAGGAGCCACAGCACCACCGCUGACCCCUGCCUGACCUCUCACGUGGACUACUGCAUCCACGGCCGCUGCACGUACCUGCACGGCCUGAGAGAGCCUGUCUGUGUAUGUAAGAGAGGGUAUGAUGGGGAACGCUGUGGGAUCCAGCUUCUCGGGACGUCUCGGGACGAAAGCAGCACCGAAACGACACACACCGCACUUGUCAUUAUGGCUGUCGUCCUGUCAGUCAUCAGCUGCCUAGCCAUUCUGCUCAUGGUCUGUGUGCAUUAUAGAACACAUCACCGCUUUCAGGCGGCAUUUCUGAGCUCCAAUAAUGAGAGAGAGAAACUAGAGAAGAAGAACAUCAUGGUGUGAAGAGGAAGUAGAACUCACUGAUGUCACUGGAGUGGAUGUAUUGCACAUAGAAUAAUAUAAUAAAACAUAUUGUAACAAUA
Messenger RNA from Labeo rohita (rohu), 788 nucleotides. It is a transcript of the gene areg, whose product is annotated as amphiregulin. Lineage: Eukaryota; Metazoa; Chordata; Actinopteri; Cypriniformes; Cyprinidae. Gene Ontology annotation, biological process: positive regulation of cell population proliferation; epidermal growth factor receptor signaling pathway; positive regulation of mitotic nuclear division. The transcript is spliced from 6 exons. The record is from RefSeq and is a predicted model, not a curated record. Bases 25 to 708 code for a protein of 227 amino acids.